GAUGGAAUAGAUGUAUUCAUUGUAGUUAAUGUUAAUCUUAAACCAUUGAGACAUGUGCUACUUUUUUACGGGGAUAGCAUUUUCAACGAUAAAAAAUCCACCAAUUUCUCGUGAUGUCCUCUUUGUUUAGUCUUUUGCUAUUUAUCCUACAACAAGAGCUGAAAGCAUGUUUUUAAGUAAACAACAUCGAUACAUCUACAACUCAGGACGUAGUAUAACUCUGGAAUGGACAAUUUGUUGUAUUGGAGUAAAACAUCUGCCUAAACAAUUGUGUAUUACUCUAUUCGUUCUAGAUACCAAAUCAACCAGAACCUAAGAUGUGAACUUAGAGCUUAAACGAAUGCCAAUGAAUCCAUGAAAUCAUAAAAAUCAAUACGAUUCAGGAGGAAGAAUGUCAUGCAACUUUGAUAGAAAUUGAACAAAGAAUAUGUUAUUAACCGCGAUGAAUGGUUUAACAUCCUCUUUUCAUCCAUUGGUCAUUUGCAAUUAAUGUUCUUUUGAGUCACAUAACUUACUCACCUUAAUAAACAUAUUCUUUUUCCGUUCCAAUGUUUUGGAUCCAAUUGUCCAAUGCGAUAAAAUGGUCUCAGGGACCAGAUAGUUUUAGCUCGUGGGCCGGAGUUUGCCGACCCCUGCUAUAGUACAUCGAACUGAUUAACUUUCAAUGGGUGUCGACUUCCUCGGUUUCUCUUAACACUGUAAAGAUCUCUCUUUCGAUGGACUGUAUUAACAUUUUCUGUUAUCAAAAUGUGAAUGCCUCAUGGAGCCAAUAAUUACACAGUUACUACAAUUCCAGGUGUAAAGAAUGAAGAAUUACGGAAAUGAUUUUGAUAAACAAUAUAAUUUAAAGAUAACUUUAAGCGUUGCUCCACCAUCACCACCAUCUGAAGAAGUCAAUUGUCAUUGAAGUUAAUUGUUAAUUGGAAAAUUGGAAAAAGCCCAUGAGCCUAUGACUAUGACAUAUUUAAUUACUUUUAUCGACUCUAUUUUCAACCCUGCCAAAUUGUUGAACUCGAACACUACAAUGCAAACUGAAGUUUUUCAAAAAAUAAUUUUCUAUUUUGAUAAUUGUUUAUCAACGCACAACAAACAUCUAUUUUAUCAAACCUCUCUCGCCUCACGCGAUCGCUUCUCCUAGUCUCAAAACAACUCCCAUCCCAUAAUGGGGGAUGUUGAUCAUUAGAAGCGCUCAAUGUCAUUCGAACAUAAUCCUCUCCAUCUAUUUAUUUGCUUUUUUAAUCCCUUCUAUACUACAUUCUCAUAAACUAAACAUGACCAAUCACCCCCCCAUGUUUGGACGUUCUCCCCAACGGGGUUGAAUUUGAUGCGUAAAACUGUGGCCCUUGAAGUACUUCGUGGCGCUCACGUCGUGCUCCUCUCCCACUCGGUCACAUCGGAGGGGUGCCACCAUUGAUUCAUCAAAAGACAAACACUGCUGUGAAAUGGCAAAUGUGGUUGUUCUAGCAGCAUAACAGUACCUCCCACCUCUGCAACAACCCCGCACACACAGCACAACCACAACAACAACAACCCGCGAUCGUAGAAUCUCCGUCAGUUUGAUACCCUUCUCGACACAACUGGACAAACACUCUCGCAUAUAUCGAACACCGCGCGCGUGUUUUGUUUUUGCUCGCUUCCAGCACCGGCCAAGGGGUGGUGGGAAAUAGCGACAUCCAACUCUCAAGGGUUUCCAGUUUUUCCUGCCCCGAUACACACGCCGAAUCAACAACGCCGUGCCGUGUGCGCGCUUGAGCCGUACCGCGUUCAGUUCACUGCGAGCGAUCACAUCGGACGGUUGUGUGUUCGCGUCCGGGUGUACACCACGCGCGCUCCUUUCGCCAGUUCCACACGCCCUUAGACAGACAGCGUUCGGUCGGUGGCUCACGUUUCCCAACGGUGUACCCCUCCCCCCAAAAGCCCAAUUGUGGUUGUUCGGCAAAAGUUACGCAAUCGACGCGCCACGGCCACCGCCACCAUCUCCUCUCUCCAGUGUAAGCGUGCGCGGUCGCGCACAGUAGUGCGGUGUUGGUCGCGUGGAAUGUGCGGUACAUUGAACUGUAUUUGAAGGCCAAAUCAGGCGCUGUUUUUAAGCAAUUGCGUGUGCGGUGUGCGCUCGGUUUGGGUCAUCCCAUUUUGGACCUUUGGCAAAUUGAGCGCAAAGUUGAACCCUCCCUCCUUCAAUCCGAACCUAUCCCGAAGCUACGCUACUAUUGCGGGGUAGCAGCGUGGUAUAGUAUUUGGUUCUAAAAAUAAAGCCACUUUAGAGGCGUGUGUGUGUGUGCGUGCGUUCGUGUGCCGUGAGUUCUAAAUUGUAUCGUAAUUCCUGUACCGAGUCGGUUGGACAAUAAAUUGUGUUUGCUACUGUGAGUUCGCCUCUCACGCCAUCAGGAACGCAGCGGGAAGUGUUGCGCGAGAUAAGACUCAUUCCCUGUUCCAUUCCCAGCGACACGUUACGAACCACGUUGUUCGUUCUAGUCCAGGGGUGUGUGUGUGUGAUGACCCAGGUGUGAUUUAAUUGUGUAAAACUCUUCAAAGGCAUCCAAUACAUUGACAAGGUAUAGGAAGUGUACCAAUCCCGUGAAACAGCCAAGUCAUCGCGGAGAGUGUCAGCUCGAGUCGUCGCAACGCGCAUCUCAACCAUGAAGAGUCUAAAAAAUCCAAGAGUAUGGGUGGGCAUGAAGCCGGUGCGGGCCCACCUAGACACGGCCAAGUUUGUGCUAUUCUACGGACCAAAGUUUGAGGACCAUGAGACGUACAGUUUGGAAAAGGCCGAGGACAUCCUGCAGCACAGCCGGUUCGACAAGAGCAAAAAGACGGUCAUGUACUUCCACGGCUACAUCGAGUCAAUGGAGGUGGAGAGUGUGCACGUCAUUGCCGAUGCGUACCUGAAGCGGGGUGACCAUAACAUCAUCAUCCUCGACUGGGCACAGCUGGCGGACGGGAACUAUCUGCUGGAGGCCGUCCCCAACUGCAAGAAGCUUGGAAGUUAUCUUGGAUCCGUCGUACUGCGGAUGAUCAAUGCAGGGCUGAAUGUGGACAAACUGCACCUCGUUGGACAUUCGCUCGGUGGUCAGCUGGCGGGAUACGUUGGACGCACUGUGAUAGCUCAAUCGGAAAAGCGCGUCAAGCUAAACAGAAUUUCAGCCCUGGAUCCUGCCUUCCCACCGUUCUAUCCGGGCAUCUUCGCUACCGCCCUAAGCUCCAAGGAUGCUGACUUUGUGGACGUCAUUCACACCGACGCUUGGCUGUACGGUGCACCGGUCAGCACGGGCACGGCCGACUUUUGGCCGAACAAUGGCAAAACCCUACAGCCGGGCUGUCCGAAGCGAAACUACAAACUGCUCACCGAUAAUGACCUGUGCAGCCACCGGCGCUCGUGGUGGUUCUGGGCGGAAAGUGUAGCGGAAAGCAAUGUGGCGUCGUUCCACUCGGUCAAAUGUAAAUCGUGGGACGAUUUCAAGGACGGCAAGGUCGAUCGGGCGGCUCCGAUCGUGCACAUGGGAAUCGAUUGCAGCUCUGAUGCCAAAGGUGACUACUACCUGCAGACUAACGGUGCCCCACCAUAUUCCAAAGGAGUGUCCGGCUCGAAAUUUGAAUAACAUUCGCUCCAUUAUUUGUUUUGAUUAGCUUAAGACUUCUCCAAGUUACCCUUUUGUACAAAAUGGUUUUUUAGUAAAGCAAAAAAACAUUCUUCCAACAAUA
Anopheles gambiae (African malaria mosquito) is the source of this 3702-nucleotide messenger RNA. Its product is annotated as phospholipase A1 VesT1.02. Gene Ontology annotation, biological process: lipid metabolic process. The record is from RefSeq and is a predicted model, not a curated record. Gene Ontology annotation, molecular function: lipase activity. The coding region runs from base 2640 to 3599 and encodes 319 amino acids. The transcript is spliced from 7 exons. NCBI's taxonomy places the organism in Eukaryota, Metazoa, Arthropoda, Insecta, Diptera, Culicidae.